This is a messenger RNA of Erythranthe guttata (spotted monkey flower), 728 nucleotides long. RefSeq lists its product as uncharacterized. Lineage: Eukaryota; Viridiplantae; Streptophyta; Magnoliopsida; Lamiales; Phrymaceae. The record is from RefSeq and is a predicted model, not a curated record.
CCCCUCUUCUGAAUUUUACAAAACCCUUGUUUUUCUAUGUUAAAGAUUGGAUUUUUAUUUAUUGAGAUUGUGUGUUCUUGAAAUUCUGGGGUGAAGAUGGACGUUUCUAACAAGAAGACGAAGAGGGCUUCCGUUAGUUUCGAUCAACCUCGUACAAUUGUUGAUGAUGACGCAAAAGCAAAGAUCAAAUAUCAAACCCUUUUGACUGAAUACUUGGAAUUGCAAAAGGCAUUUGUUUCGAGCAAGAGGAAAUUGCAGGCUGCAAAGCAAAAGAGGGAAACAGUUUUAUCUGAAGUUAGAUUCUUGAGGCGUAAGCGUAAGUAUUUGUCGAAAACAAGAAAUGAAGAUGCACCUGAAAAUUUCGAUCAAGCUAUCGUAUCAUGUUCAUCUUCGAAAAAUGAAGAAGCACACGAAAAUAAGCCGGUAAACGAAGAGAAGAAUAUUAGGCUUACAAAAAAGCCAAAGAAUCGGAUAAUUCACGAGAAAGGCACGGGCAAACGGAAGAUAUCUUGGCCCGAUCAAGUCACUUUGCAGGUCUAGUUCGGUGGCAUUGCAGUGAUAAAGAACUGAAAUUAUUCGAACAAUUCGUAGUAUAUAUAUACAUAUAUACUUAAUUCGUAAUUCACUUUUUUUUUUUAUUUACUUGAGAAUCACUGCAGAUAGACUAACAAAAAGUCGAAGUCUUGGAAUUUUUUCGAGACGAGAUAGAAGCAUUUUUGGCAUCAUAA